GUCGGAGUCAUAACUGUGCAGUGCCUGUUGUUGAUCUUCUACACCAGCAGUGUGUUCCUCUUCAUCGGUACCUGCGUUUUGGGACUGUGCAUUAGCAGCGUGUUCCCGUCCAUGCUGGCCUUUACAGAGGACAUGCUAGACUACAAAGGUUGUGCUACAACUGUCCUGGUGACCAGUGCCAGCACAGGAGAGAUGGUGCUGCAGCUGCUUGUUGGAUCAGUGAUCCACAGUCAGGGCAGUUACACUUUCCUGUUGUGUUGUACAAUAUCAUCAUUCAUCGGCUUCUGCCUGUUCCUGCUGCUCCUCUAUGUCCAGCACUGCCACAGACACUGCAGCACGGAUUCGUCUCAAAACACAGACAUGAAAGAGAAGCCUGAGACGGGAGGAUCUUGAUGCGAGGGGGUCCCUGAGAGACUGAGGGGGGAGACCAGAGCACACAAAUGGCCAAGCGGUUCUGCUGUGGACGACGGAAAGGGAGCAUGGGAAGAACCAUCUCUGGACGUUUCCACGUCUUAGCCCAGC
Messenger RNA from Anarrhichthys ocellatus (wolf-eel), 522 nucleotides. It is a transcript of the gene slc60a1a, whose product is annotated as major facilitator superfamily domain containing 4Aa. NCBI's taxonomy places the organism in Eukaryota, Metazoa, Chordata, Actinopteri, Perciformes, Anarhichadidae. The record is from RefSeq and is a predicted model, not a curated record. The transcript is spliced from 4 exons. Gene Ontology annotation, molecular function: D-glucose transmembrane transporter activity. The annotation marks the transcript as partial.